Peronospora matthiolae is the source of this 651-nucleotide messenger RNA. The record is from the annotation of a GenBank genome assembly. NCBI's taxonomy places the organism in Eukaryota, Oomycota, Peronosporomycetes, Peronosporales, Peronosporaceae.
AUGUACGAAGGGAUUGACAACCUGAAAUCCCUUUAUGAUCGUGCCGGGAAGACUUUCUCCAGCGGUCAUUCUGCGGCACAGGAUGUGCCGCAUCGUACUGCUCGACCAGACCCAGUACGUCAACCAUCAGUUGGGAGCGGGGCUCCCAAGUAUCCCAGGACGGGGGAUAGCCGCGCCACCGGACGAGGCGACUCGUCCGACGUCCGUUCACGUCGUGGUGGUUCAACAGCUGCUCAACCAGAUAGCGCUGGCCACCGCGAGAGUCCUCUAAUGGAGGUGGAGGAGGAGGGAAGACUCUCUCCACACAAUCGUGGGGAUACGUGUGUUCCCGAGAGCAUCGUUGAUCGCGUAGCGCAAGGGUUACGCGGCGAUCUCGAACAUGAGCGGGACAGGCGUCUCCAACUGGCGGACAAUGUCUUGAAGCAUCGAGAUGAGUAUGCUUUUGCUCAGCUUGAGAAAGAGAGAGCUCUGAUGUCUCUUCGUGACGAGCUAAGGGUAGCUCGUGGGAUUGUUGAUCGGUCUCGGGAUGAGAUAACUGCUACUCAGACCCUUGUCGAUGCCCACCAUCGGGAGCACAAGGCUCUCUGCAAGAUGCUUGAGCGCGAGGGCGUUCUUCAUCGGAAGAGGCAGCGUACUGAUGAUACGGCUUAA